UUACGUGUUUGAGACAACAACAGACUCACGCUGCCUCAGUCACUCACAGUCAGUCUCAGUCACUCACAGUCAGUCUCAGUCACUCACACAGUCAGUCUCAGUCAGUGAUGGUGGGUAAAGCGGUGGUCUCCAAGAAAUAUGUGUCCAGGAAGGUGAAGGCAGUACGCUGGAAGCCUCCUCUGUCAGACUACGGGAGGACUGACACCUUGGUCACCGGUAGUUGGGGUGACACUGAGAAUGUUGUAGGUGUGUGGCACGUCCCAGAGUCAGAAGAUGACCCCACACUUGUGAACCAGCUGAUGCAUUCAGGCAAUGUUAAUGACAUACAGUAUGUUACCAGAGACAUGUUUGCAGCAGGGAGCAGUACAGGGGGCGUGAAGCUAUACAAGCACAACAAUAGCAAUCACAUAGAGGAAAAAAUGUCUUGGGACAGAUUACACUCCUUUUUAGGAGGAGCUGCCCCGUGUACUGCUCUAGCCACCAAUGGAGACCAGAUUGCUUCAGUUGGUGAAGAUGGAAAACUAGUCAUCAUUAAUCCCAACCAGAAAGCUACUAAUAGAACCAUAGAGAGUGUGGGCGGGUGCAGUGUUUAUGCAGUGGUUUAUGUGCGUGCCAGUGAGGUUGUGACGGCCAACAUGCAGGGACACCUUAAGUUGUGGGAUCUUCGAGCUUCUCAGCCAGCCAAGGCCACACUCCUCAGUCCUGACCAGAUAGCUGUAUGUCACCUUGCUGGCCAUCCCACCCAGCAACACCUGGUGGCUGCAGGAGGGGAGGAUGGAGCCCUUGCCAUAUGGGACAUGCGUAACACUGGCCAGCCCUUCUCCAUUAUAUCUGCUCACAACGGACCAAUUAGUGAAGUAAAGUUCCACCCGGGAGCACCAGAACACCUGUUUACUUGUGGUCUAGAUGGCCAGCUGCUUCACUGGGAUGCUUCAGCUUCUGCACGGCCUACACACAUGUCCUCAUUUAAGAGUACCCGAGAACUGCCAGGAGGCAGUGUCACUGUGUGGUUAAGUAGUGAUGUGGCUAGAGGAGCCAUUGAUACAACGUGCGUGAUUCCACAGUCACCGCUGCCCAUCAACUCCAUCGACGUGGAGGGCACUACCCUUAUUGCCGGCUCAGACAACGAGGCCAUCUUCACAGUUCGUAAAGUUAUGUUGUACUGAAUAAAUAGCUGGUUAUUAUACGUUGUAUGUUGUAUUGUAGCUUAGGAAUAAAAUUUUCUGUAAUA
Molecule: messenger RNA, 1231 nt
Organism: Homarus americanus (American lobster)
Lineage: Eukaryota; Metazoa; Arthropoda; Malacostraca; Decapoda; Nephropidae
Gene: Nup43
Product: nucleoporin Nup43-like
Exons: 8
Coding region: 108-1166 (352 amino acids)
Cellular component (GO): nuclear pore outer ring
Molecular function (GO): protein binding
Source: RefSeq, a predicted model, not a curated record